GGCACUGAUAGGCUUGGAUACUUAGCGAGAGACAGCGACCAAACCCUCCCUCCCCCUCUCUCUCUCUUCUCCUUUUUCACAGUCUCUCGUGUCUCACUCUGCUGUCGUAGAGACUGCAGGCUGCACACACUCAGUGAGUCCUUCUCUCUCUGUCCUGUUGUCUCACUCAGCGUUUCAGGCACAGAAACGGACUCUUCUGCACUGUUCUCUGCAUGACUGUCACAAAGAUGUCAUGGCGGCCGACCUACCGGAACUCCAAGUUUCGAAACGUCUACGGCAAAGUGGCCAAUCGAGAGCACUGCUUCGAGGGCAUCCCGAUCACAAAGAACGUCCAUGACAACCACUUCUGCGCGGUCAACGCCAAGUUCCUCGCCAUAGUAACGGAGAGCGCGGGAGGAGGAUCCUUCGUUGUUAUCCCGGUCACUCAGUUUGGCCGUAUCGACCCUCACUAUCCAAAGGUCUGCGGUCACCAAGGAAACGUGCUGGACAUCAAAUGGAAUCCUUUCCAUGAAAACAUAAUCGCUUCUUGUUCAGAGGACUCUUCUGUGCGAAUAUGGGAGAUUCCUGAUGGUGGACUGAGGAGGAAUUUGACAGAGUCUGUAUUAGAACUGUAUGGCCACAGCAGGCGUGUGGGUCUCAUAGAGUGGCACCCAACCACUAGUGGGAUUCUCUUCAGUGCUGGCUAUGACUAUAAGAUCCUCAUUUGGAAUCUUGAGAUUGGAGAGCCGGUGAAAAUGAUUGACUGUCACACAGACGUGAUCCUCUGUAUGUCAUUUAACACAGAGGGCAGCCUACUGGCCACCAGCUGCAAGGACAAGAAGCUCCGCGUCAUCGAGCCCCGCUCUGGCAAAGUGCUACAGCAGGAGGCGAACUUUAAAAACCACAAAGUGAACCGUGUUGUGUUCCUAGGCAACAUGAAACGACUCCUAACGACAGGUGUGUCUCGCUGGAACACACGCCACAUUGCUCUCUGGGACCAGGAGGAUCUGUCCAUGCCAAUCAUUGAGGAGGAGAUUGAUGGCCUUUCAGGAUUGCUUUUCCCUUUCUAUGAUGCAGACACACAUAUGCUCUACUUAGCAGGAAAGGGUGAUGGGAACAUCCGGUACUACGAGAUCACCCUGGAGAAACCCUACCUGCAGUAUCUCAUGGAGUUCAGGUCCCCUGCACCACAGAAAGGGCUCGGAGUGAUGCCGAAGCAUGGGCUGGAUGUAGGAGCGUGUGAAGUCUUCAGGUUUUAUAAGCUGGUCACUCUAAAGGGCCUGAUUGAGCCAAUCUCUAUGAUUGUGCCUAGAAGGUCAGAGACAUAUCAGGAGGACAUUUAUCCCAUGACUCCUGGGACAGAACCUGCUCUGUCUGCUGAUGAGUGGCUCAGUGGAAUCAACCGAGGUCCAGUGCUCAUGUCUUUAAAAGAGGGCUACAACAGAGCAAACAAACUGGUGUUCAAGGCCCCUGUGAAGGACAAGAAGGGUGGAGUGGUCAAUGGGAUUGACCUGCUAGAAAACGUGCCUCCCCGUACAGAGAAUGAGCUCUUGCGGAUGUUCUUCAGGCAGCAGGAGGAAUUGCGGCGACUGAAGGAUGAACUUACGCAGAAGGACAUUAAGAUUCGACAGCUUGAGCUGGAGCUCAAUAACAUAAGGAACAGCCCAAACAUCAACAACAAUAACAACAGCAACAGCAAUGGUAGCAGCAUUUGACACUGGAUCUGUGCUGUCUUUUGAUCUCCUAAAGUGACACACUAUAAGCCCUGAGCGCUGCUGAAACACACAGGCUUCCUUUUCCUAAAACCAAGACCACAGGAGAGCAAGCGCUUGUCUUCAUAAAGCAGUGUUUCACUCUGACCCCCAGUGUUGACCCCACAGCUGCUGUGUGCUAAGUCGACUUUAUUGGAGUGAUGAUUCACUAACCCUGUGAAAACUGUCCCAUUACAUGAGCUUCAGUCACACUGUUGGUCCACCUGCAGUGGACUGAUUCUCUCUAUAUGGAUUGGUUUUGGUACAAGCUAUUCAUUGCAUUAUCAUCUCAUUAUUGUAGACUUCACUAGAUUUAAUUAUUAGUAAUUAUUUAUUUCAUUUUUUUUCUUUGUGCUACUUAGCCUUGUUCUAAAUAGCUUAAUAAACGUGUUUUAAUAAGGUCAAACAGACAUGCUUCACCCAUCAAGCUGUUAUCUCAUGUAAACACUAGGUCUAUUGCAUCAUUUUGAUAUGACCCACAGUGCUGUUUUAAUGUAGAAACUCAAACACCACAGUGCAGUAAUCUUACACCACAGAUGAUAUUUAUCCAAUUGACAUGCUCCUAAAUCUAGAAGUAUUGGGUUUUACUAAUAUAAGUUGGGGACUGUGUUGCUUCACAUAAUUUAUGUGAAAUAUGUUCAAGUCAGUUUAUGAACGCAAUUCAAAUGGGUUUUUAAGUUAAAUAAAGUUCAGAAUAAUUUCAUAAUUAAUUUUGAAAAAUCACGCUUUGCACCUGAUGAAAACAUAAAAGUCCACAAAUUGUAAAAUGCAAUUAUGAAAUGAAUUAGUAAUAGACGUCGUAUUAGAGACCUACACUGUAGUUCCGUAGGAAAGUCAAGUUUGAAGAGAACGUGAGAAAAAGAACGCUCAACGAAUUAAAGAAUGAGACACAGAAAAUGUUACAUUUUUUGAUUCUGAAAGUUGAAUGAAUGGCAAUAUUUCAUUUUAAAGACUUACUGUGAUUUAUAAAGCAUAAUUUUACUUUUUUAUUACAUUUUAAAUCAAACAUAUUUAUUGAUUUCCAUUUUCAGUUCAUACUUUUAAGUGUCUUGAGUUUUCAGGUUUGUAGCUUGUAACCAUGAAUUUACUGUAUCCUUGUCGUCCUGUUACAUUCAAAUUAUUGACCUCUUAAACAAAUAGCUUCUUAGAUUGGAUGUAAACUCUUAUAAAGUGCAUUGUAUUCAGCUUUGAACUUUCAGUGUAAACCCUUUUAAAUGUUUUAUUGUAAAGUGGACAAAUUCUUUGCAGGCAAAUACAUUAUGCGCCACGAAACACUACAGGUGCAAUCACGCUCUUCAGUGCGUGCUGCUCUCUAGAAGUUACCCUAUUAAUUAUGAUUUAAAACAUUGAUUUUGCCCAGAACAAACUGGACCAGCUCAAAAAAAAAAAAGUUUGGACGGCCCAUUUACUGGAGCACCUAUGAGCUAAUGUGUUAAAAUGUUAUCCCUUUUAAAAUAUAUUUAUAAUCUGAUUCCCAAAUGAAUUUAUGAUUAUAAAUAACCUCGCUCGACCAGCACGGAAAGCAAAGUCGGUCCACCUCUGAAUUCAGACAUUGUGUGUUUGACCUUUUCCUGCUGUUUAAUGAAAACACUAUGAGCCUCAAACUUUUUGCGUAAAUAUUUUGCUUCAUAAAACAAUAACACAAACCCCAGCAUCUUCUGCUUUAUCAUUGCAUAGUAAUAGCGCGUUUUGAGGUAAAGUGCACUUUAGGGAUUCUGACAUUAGGGGGCGGUAAAGCCACAGUCUUGCUCAUGUCAGCACGUACUACAGCAAGGCCUACACUUGCCAUGAAACAGACUACACAGCAUCCUCUUAACAUGAUAAAGAGCAGUUCAGACACAAGCAGUAGUGCUUAAAGGGAUAGUUCACCUUUAGUUGCUGGUCUCCAUUGACUUAGUGUUUUUUUCCAUACUAUGGAAGUCAAUAGGAACCGGCAACUGAAUGUGAACCAUCCCUUUAAGGAACACUGGGUAAUAAUAACAAUGGGCCUACUUAAAUGGGCCAAACUGUGAGGAACAGGUUGUUUAUGUGGACUGUAGCUACAUUCCAAAUCUUAUGCCUGAUAAUUGUGCAUCAUUGAAGAUGUUGAGGUGGAUAUUAAUUUGUUCAGUGUGAAGUGCCAGAAUAUUUAUGUUUUACUCAGGCCCCUUUCAUGUUGGUGUUAGACAAGUCGCUCACUGCCUACACAAGCACAAUUAAUGUUGAAAUAUUUCGUGCUGACAGUGCCUAAAGAAUUAUGAGGCAAGACAUUAGACUAACCUUUGUCUUUGAUUAAAAUGAAGAGCAUUAAUAGGUAAUCACUACUCUGUAUUUCACUAUUCAUUAUGAUUAACUAACUACAGCAUGUUGCACAAAAGGUAAUUGCAUACUAAGUAAAAACCUCUUCCUGAGGAAGAAUCCUGUAAUGUGCUGAGCCGAAUUUACUCAAAUGGUACAUCAAAUCUAACUGUCUAGACUGAGACUAGCUCAAUUUACCUUACGAUCUCACACUCACAAACUGGCAAUCUGUCCACACAGAUCAUAAGAACCACCUCAGUUACACUAUACGCAAUGCUUUCAUGCUCAUGUUAGCAAGGCACAUGCUUGUACAGUAAAUAUUCAUUGGAACAAAAAUGCUGACUUUUAUUCAUGUGAAAUCUGAAGUCAUCUUUUUAAUAAAAAUUUCAAUCAGUAUGAUCUGACAACUGGACACAGCUCAGUUAAAAUUGCGUAUGCGUUCUAUUUAAAUUGGCAUGAUGCUUCUGAAUAUUUACACAAUAUUCAGCCACGUAUCAUCAAAAAAAUACAAGCUAUUUUCCCUGAGCUUCACAAUGCAAUUUCACUUCAUAUAUUCAAUUAACCCACUAUAUCAGUGGCGAGGUCAUAUACACUUGCCAUCUCUGCACAAGACUUCAAAUACAUAACCUGUUGAUCAAGUAUGUAAUCACAUCCAAUUACAAUGUGUGGAUUUUCUGUGGCUGUCAGAACAGAGAACUUCAAACUACCAUAGAGCCUGUUGCGUUUUCAUUCAUUUUAUUACAGUUAAUGGUUACAACUGAGAUUAUUUGUGAAAACGUCUGCCAUUAUCAAAGGGAAUCAGAAAAAAAAAUAUAUAUUUGGUCAUUAUUUACAAAGAACACAAAACCUCUGAACUAUCCACACAAAAGGGAGAAGGGGUUUAGGGCUCAUUUGACAAGGGCAGACAUUCGGCUCUGAACAUUAAAAAAUAAAAUAAAAAUAAAAAUCACAUUGAGAGGUUGAGCCGUGCAUGUCCAAGCAGACAUCAUGAUGCAUUCUUCAUGCUUAAAUAGCACGUCACGUGGUGGCGGUGGUGAUGA
Sinocyclocheilus rhinocerous is the source of this 5047-nucleotide messenger RNA. Its product is annotated as coronin-2B. The transcript is spliced from 13 exons. The record is from RefSeq and is a predicted model, not a curated record. Bases 213 to 1694 code for a protein of 493 amino acids. Gene Ontology annotation, molecular function: actin filament binding. Lineage: Eukaryota; Metazoa; Chordata; Actinopteri; Cypriniformes; Cyprinidae.